Molecule: messenger RNA, 3171 nt
Organism: Helicoverpa zea (corn earworm)
Lineage: Eukaryota; Metazoa; Arthropoda; Insecta; Lepidoptera; Noctuidae
Product: macrophage mannose receptor 1-like
Exons: 5
Coding region: 1576-2565 (329 amino acids)
Molecular function (GO): signaling receptor activity
Source: RefSeq, a predicted model, not a curated record
UUUUUAAUGUUAUCUCAAAAUUGGAUUUUCCUACUAUAUAAUGCCCGCUGCAAACAGGCGUGCUAACGAGAUAAGGGUGUUUUAUCAAGCGAAUUUAUUUGUGCUUUUGGGAUUGUCCCACAUGCAGAAACACACAGCAUCAGACUCACUAGAUUACGAUCUUAGCCCCUGUAUUCCUAGUAAACUUUUGUUUAACAAUAUUAUUGAUGAGCAAUAAGGUUGUCGCUGAAAACAAGUUCUUCGCCUUUUAUCUCAACAACAUGUUGAUGCAACUUUGUUUAUAAGCAAAAGUUUACCAUGAAUCUUUGGCUUUUGAGUACCUGCCCUAGCAGCACUAUCAGUGCUUAGUGAGGCCCUUAAUUUUUCAGCUAGGGCUUCACUUCUUGUUCCACGAGAUGUCCAAUAGUCGAGCACCGGUAACUGUUGUUUUGCACCGAAUGCCCGAGAUGCAGAGGUCACUGAGUGAGAUAUUUUCCUUUGGUUUCGUGAGGACCCCGCUUCACUGCUUCAGGCUGGAGAGUAAUUGCUGGGCGGCACUCGCAACCUGCUUUUUACAUACUGGAAAGUACAUUUAACGAAAUAACAUGAUUUUUUUGUCAAAAUUGUUUUGGCAAUAAUAAACGACAAUAAGUAUUGUUCGAUAACCUUUAAUCCAGAUAUUAAACGUAGUCAUCUCAAUAACUGCAGAAAUGUAUACAUAGCAGGAGGUAUAUAUAGUGAUGUUGGUGUGUUUUUCUUUAAUACUGUAUCCAAGCUUCAUGAUACACAUACCUAUCAUAUAUUUUCAUCAUGAAGACUUUUAUUAAGAGUUUUGUGUUUCUAUUAUUUUUUAUCUACACAGGUAAGUCGAGUUUUUUUUUUAAUUUAGUCUUUGCUGUCCCACUGCUGGGCAAAGGCCCAUAGCUUUCCAUCUUCCUCUUAUUGGUACCUAUUAUGUGGCCAGUUUGUGAGGAAGAUGACUAAGUCUUCUCUCCACCAUUUCCUUGGUCUUCCUCUCGGUCUCCUUCCAUCAUCAGGGAUCUAUUUUGUAAUUCUAUUUAAUUUUUGUCCUACUUAAAUAACACUAUGACCCCAAUUGGUGGAAACUCUCGAAAGAUCGAGACAUGUGGAGACGAAAUGGGGAGAGCUUUGCCCAGUAGUAGGAAAAUUCAGGCAAAAAACUACACCUUACCUCCAAUAUUUGGCGUAAGUCGCCAGAAUAAGAAAUAUUUUAUCAUCGUUUUGCGUCUGAUGUGUAGAUGUGAGGUUCGAGUCUAUUCGGAUUCAGUAGAGGGUCUAUAAAAAUCCGUCAUUGUCCUUUAUUCUUGUUUCAUUGGCGUUUGGCAAAUUUUGAAGGCUGGAACUAUUAAAAUAAACAGCAGGGUAUAUUUUAGAAGGGCCUUAUACCCAAGGAGGCUGACUGUAUUGGCGUUGACACUGGGACUGUCCUCUCAGUGGGCUAAAAUGUAAUGACCUUUAAUGUUCCGUAAAACUCCUCUAACUCAGCCAAAAUCUAAAAAAAAAACAUCGAUUGUUUGAUAAAUGAAAACUAUCUUUCAUCUUACAAAGUACAGGACUCUGGUUUUGGUGGUUUGAAUGUGCAUUUGCCUUACAUAUCAUCAUACAAAAAUUAAUUCUGUGCCCGUUUCAGAAUGUGCUUUUAGAUGCGACUACCAAUAUCGCCAACUGACGAAAGGCUGGUUCAAACUACACGAAGUACCUGAGACUUGGCAAGAUGCUCGACUUCGCUGUACUCUUCAAGGUGCUGUGUUAGCUUCUCCAACUUCAUCAGCAAUGGCAGCUGAAAUGAGAAACACCAUGAAAAAUUUCUUCUUACAAGAUACGGAAAUCUUCACCGGAAUACAUUCUACCUUCUCGUCUGGGAGCUAUCAGACGGUUGAUGGUAUACCUCUUAGCAAGAUUCCUCUAGUUUGGGCCAAUAAUGAGCCAGAUAACUUUGGAAAUAAAGAGAGAUGUAUAACCUUUAACAGUAAUGGAUCUGCAGUUGACAGAAUGUGUGAGGAACCCAGACCUUAUAUUUGCUUUCGCUCUGGAGAAAAGGAGGUGCCGACCAAUAGAUGUGGCACUGUUGAUGAUGAAUACAACUACGACGAAAAGACCAAAACAUGCUACAAGUUCCACAGAGUACCAGGAACUUUUGAUCGUGCUCACUUCGUUUGUUUGGCUGAAGGCGGCCAUCUUGCCAUUAUAAAUAGUAAAGAAGAAGCCGAAGUAUUAAGAAAACUUUUUGCUAAAUAUCCUGCUUCAUCAAUGGCGGGAACUUUUCACAAAGAUGUAGCUAUAAUCGGCUUCCACGAUUGGGGUUCAUGGGGAGAUUGGAGGACAAUUCAUGGAGAAACGCUAAAAGAAGCUGGUUACGAUAAAUUCUCUGGUGGUCAACCUAACAAUGCAACUACGGGUGAACACUGCGGGUCCAUCUUUCGUUCAGCGCUUUUGAAUGACUUCUGGUGCGAUCAACCAGCUGCAUUCAUUUGUGAGAAGGACCCAGCGUAUCCACCAGUCUGCCAGCCAAAGACUGAUGAAGAAAUAGAGAUUGAUAAGCGAUUUCACAACGAAGUUCAAUAAUAUCAGCGUAGUGGGGUAUAGUUCUCGCCAAACUUUUUUAUCGUUACGAUCAUUGAGUUGUUUUGCAGGUACCAAUUCUAGGUGGCAGGUAGAGGGGAGGGAAGGGGUAUGUAUGGUAUACAUGCGCGGAUUUGUGUGACAGAUCGAGUUUUGCGAGCCGGCGUGUGUUCCACAUGUGGCGUUCAUACUGUGACCAACAAUCCAUCUAGGACCGUAUAAAGAAUACCAGCCACUUGAAUUGUUUGGCGGGAAUAUGCUGUAUUCAAUUUUCAAAAAUGUACCGAUUGUGUACUUUUAGUCUGAAGAGAUUUAGUGUUUCAUAAUUAUAAAAAGAAAUUAUUUAAAUUGUUAAUAGACAAAUGUUACAAUACUCUAUAAGAUUAUUUUGAUGAUGUUAUUUAAUAUUGAUUGAGUUUAUAAUUUAUGUUUAUAGUUUAUAACUUAUGUUUAUAAUUUUAAUUGCAGCCUUGAUAUUAUGUAAAUUAAUCUUUACCUUAAAAUUAUUGUAUGCCAUUAUGGCGGGUCAUACCUGUGUACAAUUUAAAAGCCAUGUUUGACAACUCACUGUUUACCUAUGUACCACAAUAAAGAAUAUUUGUAUUUGUA